This is a messenger RNA of Nyctereutes procyonoides (raccoon dog), 3083 nucleotides long. It is a transcript of the gene CDKL4, whose product is annotated as cyclin dependent kinase like 4. Gene Ontology annotation, cellular component: nucleus. The transcript has 11 exons. Lineage: Eukaryota; Metazoa; Chordata; Mammalia; Carnivora; Canidae. Gene Ontology annotation, molecular function: ATP binding; cyclin-dependent protein serine/threonine kinase activity. Gene Ontology annotation, biological process: protein phosphorylation. Bases 378 to 1406 code for a protein of 342 amino acids. The record is from RefSeq and is a predicted model, not a curated record.
GGUAAAUGCAGCUGAGCUCAGUUUGGAGUGCCUGGAGCAUAGCAACGGGGCAGGAAGCUAAAAAGCCAAGGUUGGGCCUGAUUGUGGAGAGCUUCCUAAUGAGGAAGGGAGCUAGGAGCUCCGCAGUCCACAGUUUGGGAACCCCAGCGAUCAGACACCGGGCCCAGGAAGCCAGGCUGCUGGGUUUGUGUUGAGAUGAAAGCAGAUGGAAAAUCGAAGAUGAGGGAAGGGGUGCAGUCAGUCACCGAAGGAGGAAGGGGGAGGAAGUACGGCCACCCUAAAUCCGUCCGGCACAGGGAGGACCGCUUCGUUGAUGCUAAACAAAGUGUAACAUUGUGCUGCAAGUCAAUACAGUAAUAUAAGUCAUUUCAACUAUAAUGGAAAAGUACGAAAAAUUAGCUAAGAUUGGAGAAGGAUCUUAUGGGGUUGUAUUCAAAUGCAGAAACAAAACCUCAGGACAAGUGGUAGCUAUUAAAAAAUUUGUGGAAUCUGAAGAUGAUCCUGUUGUUAAGAAAAUAGCACUAAGGGAAAUACGUAUGUUGAAGCAAUUAAAACACCCAAACCUUGUGAACCUCAUUGAGGUUUUCAGGAGAAAAAGGAAAAUGCAUUUAGUGUUUGAAUACUGUGAUCACACACUUUUAAAUGAGCUGGAAAGAAAUCCCAAAGGAGUUGCUGAUGGAGUGAUCAAAAGUGUAUUAUGGCAAACACUUCAAGCUCUUAAUUUCUGUCAUAAACAUAACUGUAUUCACAGAGAUGUAAAACCUGAAAAUAUUCUAAUAACUAAGCAAGGGAUAAUCAAGAUCUGUGACUUUGGGUUUGCACGAAUUCUGAUUCCAGGAGACGCCUACACAGACUAUGUCGCUACCCGAUGGUACCGAGCUCCUGAACUUCUUGUGGGAGACACACAGUAUGGUUCUUCAGUAGACAUAUGGGCUAUUGGCUGCGUUUUUGCAGAGCUUCAGACAGGCCAGCCACUCUGGCCUGGAAAAUCAGAUGUGGACCAGCUUUAUCUGAUCAUCAGAACACUGGGAAAACUAAUCCCAAGACAUCAAUCUAUCUUCAAAAGUAACCAGUUUUUCCAUGGCAUCAGUAUUCCUGAGCCAGAAGACAUGGAAACUCUUGAAGAAAAGUUCUCAGAUGCUCAUCCCAUGUCUUUGAAUUUCAUGAAGGAGUGUCUGAAGAUGAAUCCUGAUGACAGAUUAACCUGUGCCCAACUCCUGGAGAGUCCCUACUUUGAUUCUUUUCACGAGGACCAUAUUAAAAGAAAAGCACAUACUGAAGGAAGAAACAGAAGACGUCAGCAGAAUCAACUGUUGCCUCUCAUACCAGGAAGCCACAUCUCCCCCACACCUGAUGGAAGAAAACAAGUCCUCCAGUUAAAAUUUGAUCAUCUUCCAAACAUUUAGGAAAAUGUUCUUUCAAGUGGAAAGUAAUUUAAUAUGUACACAUUUUUGUACAAGAGAGAUAGGAAUUCUCAAUGUUUCAGAUGCAAAUGAGCCAUAUGAAAAUUAAGAUGCCUUCUAGAAUUGUUUUGCUCUGAUCAUUACUGAUUCCUCUGCCCGUGCUUUUUAUAUGCCAACUUUAUCUUUUAGAACAUUUUCUUUAAAUGUUAUAGAGUCUGAAACUGCACAUAUGGAGGAGACAUUUUCAAUUUCAUCAGAGCAGCCCCUCCUGAGGCAAUUUAUAUUGAGAAUUUGUGAGCUUGUAUGUUGAUUUUUAAAAAAAGAUUUACAUAUGUCAUUUCAGCUUACCUGACUACAUAAUGUCUUAGAACAUUAUCAAAUAUCUUGCCUAGCUGUUGUUUGUCUAAGGAAUGACAUUAUGUUUCUGCAUUUUAAUUCACUCUUAUUGUAACUCUGUUGAGUAAUGCUGGAUUUUAUAUUGGUGGAGGAAGGGAACUUUGAAAUGUCAUGUAGGUUUAUCCCUCGAUUUCACGGCAGACUCUACUUUCUCUGUCUCAUGAGACGUUGAUGAUUCUAAUUUUAAUGCUAGCCAGAGAAAAUUCCAUACACUCAACACAGCAAAUAAGGUGGCUACACUACAAGGAAUUACCAUCUUCAUGACAUAAUCCCCUGCGAUAACUGACUGCUGAUUCUAAUGCUUUCCUUUAGAACAUCAUAGUUUCUUAUUCUUUUUCCUGGCUCAAUCGUUUCAGUACCUGGAUGUAUCCUGUUGGGUGUGUGUCCUAAAUAGUUCACUGCCAAUACUCUUCCAAACAUUUGAAUCCACAGCUUCUGUGAGCUUUUGCAGCCCUAAACUGGUAUAUCACGAUCACAUCAGGUUUGUAAAUGCUUCUAACAGCAGAAAGAUUAUCUUUCAGUUAACUGCUCUGUGUCUUCUACCAAAAAAAGGAAGCAAGCAAACAUCACAGUAGGUAGGCCCCGUUUACAUUGGGAUAUUUCCCAAGUAAACUUGACAGAUAUACCCACAUACGUGCACACAUAUGUACAAAUAUAUAAAUAUAUGUUUAUUAGUUUUGAAACAUGGUAGGUGCCUUUUAUCCUAGACAUGUAAGAAUGAAGUUAUUUAAAGGGCUUUUAGUUUGCUAACAAGAAACUUCAUGUAAAAUAAUAGCAUGGGGUUCUCUAUCACUGUCUGGCAUAAAGGCACAAAAAAGUGAUGUCUCAAUAAAUAUUAAGAUUGUUUCACUAACUCUUUUCUGCUCCUGGGUCUGGCAUGCGUACCUUAACAUUGUCAGAUUUUGCAGAUACCCAUAAGUCCAAAGAUGCCGUGUGUCUAGCACCUAUAUACCAAGCAUAAAUUGUUUUAGGAAAACACACUAAUGUCUUAUGUUCACCUCUAAAAGUUUAUUGCGCUUAUAAACAUGGCUAUGUAGACUUCUAGAGAAUCUUCUUCAGUUAUAUGGGAGCAUCACUUAGGAAUUGUGGCAUCUAAAUAAUAUUUUCUUGCUCACUGGAAGAACAUUCUAAGAGGGUUUAUUUAGUCAUUUAAGAGCUUAGUGUGAAUAUAAGCUCCUAUGGUCUGCUUAUUGUCAUUUUAUCAUCAAGACUGUGCCUCUUCAGAUUUGUAUGUUUCUUGCAUUUUUAAUUAAAUAAUACUACAGGAACAAGGAAAAUGAGAAA